Molecule: messenger RNA, 633 nt
Organism: Anthostomella pinea
Lineage: Eukaryota; Fungi; Ascomycota; Sordariomycetes; Xylariales; Xylariaceae
Source: the annotation of a GenBank genome assembly
AUGUCCCAGGAGCGGCCUGAACCGCCUUUGGGAGCGGACUCUCCAGAAGAGCUCAUUGCCCACGUUACCAACAACCCAUCUAACUGGCUGUUAUACUUGCGCCAUAUCAAUGGCUACGCUGCCGCCUUGAAGGAAAAGAACGAUUUCUUCCGCCUCGCUGAAUCUGACCACGAUAACUCCCUCCAACCCGCUACGGAGUUCCUGACUUCUUCGAUUACCCAGAAAUGCUUGGCCUACCUGGAGAACGCCUUUAGAGACCCCGACCGUAUUCAGAAUGCCCAGAAUAAGCUAUACCAGCUGAAGCAGAGGAACCAGGACUUCAGCAUCUUCUUCUCUGAAUUUCAAUGCCUGGCCCUCGAAGGAGAGAUGCCCGAGGACGCCCUGACCCCAUUGUUGUUCCAAGGCAUAUCUCGCGAACUUCAGGAUAUGCUCCUACACAGCCCGACCCCGUCCCGGAGAUACAGAGACUACGCCAACCACCUGCAAGCCCUAGAUAACCGCUUCCGCCAAUACCAACAGCAAGUCUCCCGAAACCGUGUCGUCACUUCUGCCAAAACCCCUGCCAGUUAUGCCGCUGCUGUUGUCCCCCGCCAACCUGCUGCCACGAGCCCGAACCAGCCCAAGAGAGAAUAA